AAUGUCUUUCCCCCCAGACCAUUCAGAGUCUCCUCCCCCUUUAAAAAUUUCUUUUAAUAUGGAUAUUCGAACAAAUGGGGCAAAAGAAGGAUUAAUUAUUUCUACUGGAAUAAUAUCUGGCACACCACAAAUGUUUAAUGGAAUUUUUGGGGUAAAUAAUUCUCCUCUUUGGCCAGCAGUAUUUUCUCCACCAUCGUCUGCUUCAACUUUACCCUUAAAUGAUAAAAAUAAUUUUGAGAUAAACCCCAAUAAAAAUUUGAAUGAGUCAUCGAAGGAACAAUCAAAAAUGUUAUCUCCCUUGAUGAUUUCACUCAAUGAAGUAGAUGUAAAUAAACAACAACCAUUAAAUCAACAACAAUUAAAUAAAUGUUCUUCCCCAACAAAAAGAGAGGGCGGUUGUUGCUAUUCACCGCCCCCAUUAUUGUUUGAUUCAACAACAACCACAACUUCUCUAGAAAUUUUUCGUCCAGACUCGGCCUCGUCCUCUGCUGACUUCUACCAAUUGCCUAAAGCACCGCUUAGUCAAGAAUUAAUUAGAGAACCUCCAGUUGUGUUGGUGCCUGUUGAGGGAGAGGAAUACGAAUUUAACGAGAAGUCAGAAACUCAUUUUUCUCCCAAAAGUGCCAAUCCCCAAAAUAUCAACAAAACAACAAAACCCCCUCCAUCUUCACAACAAAAAAGUGUUCAUUGGGGAGAGUCUGUUUGUAUACAACCUUCCCCUAUUCCUUCAACAUCAACAACACCUUCAUCUCCUUCUUCACUUCCAUCUUCAACAAAUUCAUUUCGUUGUUCUCAACGUUUUCCAAUUCAGAUGGAUGAGGAAAUAAACAAACAACCUUUUAAUAAAGCUGAAAUUCAACCUAACGAAGAUUCAUCUCAAAUCACAAACCAACAACCCAUCCAACUUCCCGACGAACCAAUAAAAUCCCCAACAAUCAUUAGACGUCAACGCCAACAACAUUUUGAAAGGCGCUUCAGUCCCUCCCCAACAGAAAUAUAUUUAAAAUGCCCUCCUAUACCCCCAAAACAAUUUAAAAAUAAAAUUGAAAAGGGGAGGGAUAUUUGGGAGGAGAAUUCUGUUCCGCCGUUGCCUCCAAAGCCAGAACAUCUUAAAAGAAGCAGAGAAGGAAAUUUGGUUUUAAAUCAGAAUUUGCAGCGAAGGUAG
Meloidogyne enterolobii is the source of this 1165-nucleotide messenger RNA. Lineage: Eukaryota; Metazoa; Nematoda; Chromadorea; Rhabditida; Meloidogynidae. The record is from the annotation of a GenBank genome assembly.